Cannabis sativa is the source of this 411-nucleotide messenger RNA. Its product is annotated as large ribosomal subunit protein P2y-like. The record is from RefSeq and is a predicted model, not a curated record. Gene Ontology annotation, biological process: cytoplasmic translational elongation. Gene Ontology annotation, molecular function: structural constituent of ribosome. The transcript has a single exon. The annotation marks the transcript as partial. Gene Ontology annotation, cellular component: cytosolic large ribosomal subunit. NCBI's taxonomy places the organism in Eukaryota, Viridiplantae, Streptophyta, Magnoliopsida, Rosales, Cannabaceae.
UUUUUUUUUUUUUGGAUUAAAAUUAAUGUUAACUUCCUCUUAUCUGAGGUUAAGGGGAAAGAUCUCGCCGAGCUAUUUGCAUCCGGAAGGGAGAAGCUAGCAUCAGUCCCAUCCGGCGGUAAUGGUGCAGUUGCUUACUCUGCACCCACAGGUGGAGUCGCUGCUGCUGCAGAGUCAAAGAAGGAAGAAAAGGUUGGAGAGAAGGAAGAAUCAGAUGAUGAUAUGGGUUUCAAUCUUUUCGACUAAAAGCUUUGAUAUGGAGAUUUUGAGGUUUUUGCUAUUUGAAUGUUGUUUUUAUGUUCUAUUUUUAUUUAGAUAUUUAGAGAAGGAAGCAAAAUUUGAGACUGUAUUUUAUAUUUAUUUAGAUAUUUAGAGAAGGAAGAAAAAUUUGAGACACUUUUACUGUAUAAA